Stegodyphus dumicola is the source of this 1308-nucleotide messenger RNA. RefSeq lists its product as uncharacterized. Lineage: Eukaryota; Metazoa; Arthropoda; Arachnida; Araneae; Eresidae. The record is from RefSeq and is a predicted model, not a curated record.
UUGUUAAAUUAUGAAAGAAAUGUCAUGUUACUUUAUGAUGAAAAAUAUUUUCUUCAUACAUUUUUUUUUUUUUUUUUUUCUUUUCAGCAACAUGAAGCUCCUACUUCUCGUUUGCUUUCUUGGCUUCGCCGCCGCCGACUUUCUUCAACAGGCUGAACCAGCCAUUGAUGAGUCCGUGUUGGCUUUCUUACAAGGGGCUGUUAAAGCUGGAUCCCUUUCUGAAGCUCUUGGAAUAAAUGACCCCGAAAUUGACCAAAUGGCCGACGAUGUGGAAUCUGAAAUUGGACGAACCAUCCGUGAAGCACUAAAGGAAAUGUUGGGAAAAAUCAAGGAACACAUCGAAAAUGGCAAAGCUGUCGGUCAGGAACUUCUUGAGAAGGUGAAAGAACUCCGCGAGAAGAUGAAGGAUCUCGGUGUGGAUAAUGGAGAAAAAGUGAAAGAGUAUCUGCGUAAAAUCCGUGAAAAAGCAAAGGAAGCCUUGAAAAAUAUCCUUGAAAAACUGGGUCUUGGCAAAAGGAACAUGGAUGACUCUAUGGAUCAGCUUGCUCGUAUGAAAUUCCGAGAGUUGGUUGAGAAGAUUAGAGAAAAGCUCUUGUCUAAUGAAACGAUCCAGAAAAUCAGGGAAUACAUCAAGAACCAUCUAGGCCAAAGCCCACUUGUUAAGAAACUGAAGGAACUCAUUGAGAAACUGCGUGAUGUCGAUAUCCGGGAAAUCCUCAAACAUCUAUUCGAAUACAAACCAGGACAAAAGAUUGACAAGAGAGCCAUGAGCGAGACCUGGGACAAGAUCAGGAAUUUCUUCAAGGACCUCAAUGUCAAGAUCCAAGAACACAGCAAGAGAUUCGGUGAGUGGGUGAAAAACAUGUGGAGCAAGGGUCUCGACAAACUCAAGGAGAAAUACGGAACCGUCAAAGCUAUUGCUAUGGAGUUUAUUGCCAACUCCAAGGAUAUGAGUGCAGAAAUGGCCCGUGAAGCCCUAGACUUUUUCCGUCCAUACAAAGAUGACCUCGGAAACCUCUGGAAACAGAUAGUCGAUGCAGCUAAAGAAGCUAUUGGAAGGUUUUAAACACACAAUUGUUGUGAUUUACCAAAAACGUUUAUAUAAACUUUGAUUGUGAGAUAUGUCACCAUUGUUUUAAUCCAAGCCUCGUCAGCUGAAAUUUGUUACUUGCUCUGUUAAAAAUAAAGCUUUAAAAGUGUAACAUUUCAUUUCUAUAAAUUUGUUAUGCAAAAGUUUCAAAGGAAUUUAAAUAUGUAAAUGUUUUACUCAUGCAUUUAAUAAAGGCCUCCGAUAAUAGAAAUUGGAAA